UUUACAUUUCCGGUAAAUAAGAACAGGCUUGUUGACAAACAUAUCUUGUCUGUUUUUGAGUUUAAGUCGUUAAUCCUCAUCAAAUGGUCAACUUUAAACCAUCAAUGGUUUACUACAGGUACAUUGGAACAUCAUGUAGAAGAAAAACAUCAUAAUUUACAGACAUGGCCAAUUACUUUGGACCAAACUCUGCAGCUUGGACUGCAAGAUCUGGAGUGGUUCUAGACCGAGAGAAAAAUGGUCCAAUGGCCUUCAAUGGAGCCCCAAAUAUAAACAUGAUUAUGUCUCAGACUGGGAAGAUGGGGUUUGAUGACAAACAGAGUGUACCUCACAAUAACGGACAAAAUUUACAAUCACAGAGAGAUGGUCAAAAUGUAGGCCUGGCAUCAUCUAGUGAAAAUAUCUCAUCUCACCCAAAUGGUCCUCAUUAUAGUAAUGCCAGUAUUGCUCACAACUCAAACAUGCAAACCAUGGCUGCUUCAAACUCAGGAAAUCAUCAAAAUAUGAUUCCGAAUAGUAUGACUUCUCAGUCAGGAGGUUUUUCUGUAAUGAAUUUAAUGGAUACAGGUGCAUCAGAUAUGAAUUUUGUGUCCAUGGGUGGUCAAGGAAUGACCUCAAUGAAUAAUAUGAUGGGUGGUCAAGGAAUGAAUUCUAUGGGAAGAACUAUGACUUCAACAAUGAAUCCAGCAUCCAUGGGUGGUCAAGGAAUGACUUCAAUGAAUAAUAUAAUGGGUGGUCAAGGAAUGAAUCCUAUGGCUAGAACUAUGACUUCUACAAUGAGUUCAUCAUCCAUGGGUGGUCAAGGAAUGACUUCAAUGAAUAAUAUGAUGGGUGGUCAAGGAAUGACUUCAAUGAAUAAUAUGAUGGGUGGUCAAGGAAUGAAUCCUAUGGAAAGAACUUUGACUUCUACAACGAAUCCUGUGUCCAUGGGUGGUCAAGGAAUGACUACAAUGAGUAAUUUGAUGGGUGGUCAAGGAAUGCCAUCAGUGAAUUCCAUGGGUAGAACUAUGACUUCUACAAUGAAUUCCACAGGAUACAAUAUGACUGGAUUACAACAAAAUGUACCUCUGAUGAAUGCCAAUAUACCACCUCAUAUGUUUAUGCAGGCUGUAAACUUUGAUUCUUCACAGAACCAAGAAGAAAUGAAUAAAACUAUGGAAACCUCUAUGGACAUACUGGAACAGCAGCAGGCCAUGGAACAAAGCAAGUUGUUACAUAGAUUUAAAGAACUUAGACAGUUACAGAUACAACAACAAGAAAUGUUAAUGAAGCAACAGCAAGAUCAACUAGAGUCACUCAGAUAUGAACAACAAAACGUACAUUCUGUUAUAGCUAAACAACGCAAAAAUCAGUGGGGAGGCCAGGUAAAUACAGAUUUAGGUGAAACAAGAACACCACCCAAAAGACAGAAGGCACAAGGAAGUGGAUUGGCUAAAGCAAUGAGCAUGACACAGCAAUCUCACCAAUCACAGCAAGCCAAUCAAUCACAAAAAAGUUAUGUGGACUAUGCUAAUCAGUCUGCCUUGCCAUGCCCAGUGAUGUAUGUGCCACUGAAUGAAGAUAAUGAUGAGAUCAAGACCAAUCCUGACCUGUUUAGUGAUACCAAUUCUCAUGUAGGGAGCCAGUGUACAGAGGAUGGAUUCAGACAGUUACCAGAUUCUGCUUCUGAGGUGGGGGAAAUCCCACAGCUACCAAGCAGGAAACCAGUCAGUAGAGUUUCAACCAUGCACAUGUCUAUGAAGAAAAGUUUAACAGAAGAUUUGGAGCACGAUGAAGGUUUUGGUACCCAAUCAUUCCGGUCAUCAGGUCAGACUGACCACCUCAGGCCUCAAAGACAAAUGGACAUGAUGGAUGGUCAAGAAGUUUAUCACGAGGAUGAGGACAGUGUCCAGUUAGAGGAGCAGAAUCUUGACCAGGAAGAAGAAUACGAUGAUGAUGAUGAUGAAGAGGAGGAAGAGGAUUUUGAUUUUAACAAGGAGGAAGACCAAGAUCAUGUGACCUCAGAAGAGGAGGACCAACCAAUGACAGGUGCUACACUGGAUGACAGACCAGUAAUUGGAUUGGGAGAGAAAAAGACUUUUGAAGAAUUACUAGAAGAACAACUCAGAGCAGAGGAGGAGAGGAUGAGGCUACAAGCAUCAAAAGGAGAAAACAUAGAAAGUCCAAAGAGAUGUUUUUUGAAGAAAGGACAAGGAAUAGCUAGGUAUGGUUUGCAGUCCAAAUCUAAACCAACAAAAGAUUUGAAAUCUGUGAAACCUAAAGUGGAUAGUAAUUCCUCACAACAAAACAGACUUUCGAAACCUGAUACUCAACAGAAUAAGUCUGCCAAACCAGACAGUAACUCUAGUCAGCAAAAUAAAACAGCAAGGGGAGAUAACAGACCAAAUAAAAUGUCAAAGGGAGAUAAUUUGACAAAACAUCAGAAGGCAGGUGGAAAAGAGGCUGUUCAAGAAACCAAGAAAAGAGGGACCUGGCAGGACAGGAAUAAACUGAACUUAAAGACUUCACCAGCAAAGAACCAGAAAUUAACUAAAUCUCCACGAGAGGAUACACUACCAAAAUAUCAGCAAACAAAUAAUGGCAAUGAUCAAAAAGUACAAGAUAAAAGACUACUUAAUAAACCUCCUAAAGGAGAACUUCCUAAAGGGAGACAACAAAUUCAGAAACCAAAUGGAAAUGCAAAUAAACAACAAAGAACUGAGGAAAGGGAAACAGUGUCAGAUUCCCCUGAUUUCAUGUCAGAUAAUGAUUCAUUUGUUGUAAGGAUUAAACAAAGAGCAAAGAAUGAUGUAUUAGAGAAAGAAGAAGUUGAUGAAUUUGAAUAUCUAGAGAACUGUGCAGACAAUAUGUCUUUUUGUAGCCAGUCAUCGUUUGUAACCAAAAUAUUACAGAAAGAUAGAAUGAAACCAGAUCCUUUAAAACCAUUACUACAGUCUCCCAGAACAUCAGUGGCAAUGCAGCUUCAAGCUACAAUCAAAAAUGCCACACAGCAGCAUGAAAAUUUACAACAAAAUGUUCACAGGAAUUUUGUGAACAUCGAGACUGAAAAUAUAAAGCAACCAAUGCUUCAGCCUGAACAGAUGAAGAAACAAGAAUUGAAGGUGACAAAACCUCAAGUUCAAUCAGAUGAGGAAGAAAGUUCUGAAGAAGACGAAGAAGAUGAUGAAAAUGAGGAUGAGGAGGAAGAAGAAAGUGAAGAAGAAAGCAGCGAUGAAACAGAGAGUGAAGAUGAUAGUGACAGUGAUGAUUCUGAUGAAGAGCUGCCAAAAUCCCCUUCAAAGGUCAUGACUAGAAAAGUGGCAUCUCAAAACACUGUUUCAAAUCUAUUACAAAAACUGAAAAUAAAUUCACAUAAUGAUUCUUCAGCUAGUCUAAAUACAAGUUCGUUUAUUCCGAAUCCUAAAUCUCCUUUAGUUAUAUCUAAAGAAGUAACUGCAGCAACUAAAUCUAAGUCUCAAGGAUUUAAUGGUCUAGAUGAAAGUGUUGAUUCAACGGAUUUUAAAAUUCAUAGUCAAAUUUCUAGUCUAAGAAAAUCAACAGAUUCUACGUCUGACGAUGGGAAAAAUGAUAGUGAUGAUAGCGAAAAUUCUUAUUCAAACUUAAAAAUUCUUCCAAAAAGAACUGGGAAAUAUGAUAGCAGCGAGACUGAUAGUAAAUUUACCUCUGACUCAGAUAAUAAGCAUCAAAGUGAAUCAGAUGAUAAACAUUCAAGUGAUUUUGAUGAUGAAGAGGAAUGGGGAGACACAACAUUAAAGGCCAAAUCUCCCAAGGAGAAACGUAAUGAACAAGAAGAAACCAGUAAUGGAAGUGAAACACCUCCAACAUCAAAGUUGGUGUCAAAAUUAUUCCCGAAAUUGAAACCUCAGCCAUCUAAACAACAGAUUCAGGAUCAGCAGAAACUACAGACAGUAAACCAUACAGCAGCAAAUGAUGGUGUUCAGUCAAAAGUCUUGAGGGAGAAAUUAGCUGAACUGGAGAAAGAGAUAGAGAAGUUCCGAAGUGAAAAUAUAAACCUCGACAAACUACGCAAAGAAAGAGAGGAGGGCCUUUCACGUUUAAAGAAAGAAAUAACAGAUUUUGAAAAAGAGAAAAAUAAAGAACUGAUUAGAAUACAGGAUUAUAAGACUGAAGAAAUGAAGAAAUUAAAGCAUGAAAAGAAAAUGUUUGAAAAGUAUCAAAAGGCAGCUAGAGACAUACCUAAUAAAAAGGAAAGAGAAGAAAUAGAAAUGUUAAAAAAUCAGAUGACAGAUUUGCAAGAAGAAAUGAAGAGAAAAGAGACAAGAUGGACGUCCAGUAACUCCAGACUUAGGAGUAAGAUAGAACAGUUAGAACAAGAAAACACAGAGCUAAAAGAAGAAAUAAAACUAAUGGAAAAGAGGAGGCUGGAAUGGCUUCAGAAAGAACAAAACAAUAAGGGAAAAUCUAAAUCAGCACAAAGAAGUAGUACUCCAUCACAGUUAGCCCCAACACAAAACUCAGCUGACUUUCAGACCACAGACUCUGAUGAAGAGAAGGACCCUGUUAGAGACUCCUCUAGUUCUAAGACAUCCUACUCUCAAAUGUCUCUAAGAGCCACACAGUCUGCCACACAAGUCAGAGUUCCAAGUAUCCCACCACAGCAAUCAUCGUCACAACCUUCGCUGCAAAACAGAACUGCCCAACCAAACUUUACCAGUCUUCCAGGAGGUUCCAAGGCAGCACAGCCUAGCUUCACUGGCCACCCAGGUCCAUCCAGAACUUCCAGUCAACCCGGUCCAGCUAAGUCACCUCAGCCUGGUUUUAGUAAUGCCCAACAGAAAUCACAGCAGGACCACCUUUUGAGAAUGUCAUUAAUGGAAGAUGUCCCCAGGGGUGGAGCAGUGGUUGCCAUGCCACAAGAUACCAGUUUAUAUACAGAUACAGAAGGGGAUACAACAAACAGUGCUAAUGUUCCACGGAAGACAGCAUCUAAAUAUAGUGUAGAUAGGUCUAUGAUUGACAAAGGCAAUAGUGGUUAUGAUGAAUUUCAGCACAAUGAUGGCAAGAUUGAGAGGAUAUAUAAGACUGGUGCCCGAGAGAUUUUAUUUGGUAACGGAACCCGGAAGGAGAUAUCAGCUGAUGGCAAAUCUAUUGUAGUAUCAUUCUUCAAUGGAGACAUAAAACAGAUCAUGCCUGAUCAGAGAGUGGUAUAUUACUAUGCAGAAGCUCAGACUACACAUUCUCAUUAUCCUGAUGGCCUAGAAGUUUUACAGUUUCCUAACAAUCAGCAGGAGAAACAUUAUCCAGAUGGAACCAAAGAAAUCACAUUUGCAGAUCAGACCAUUAAAUAUUUAUUCCCUAAUGGGUCAGAGGAGAGCAUCUUUUCUGAUGGAACUGUUAUACGAGUAGAUAAGAAUGGAGAUAAAACCAUGGAGUUUCCGAAUGGACAGAGAGAAAUACAUACAAAUGAUUAUAAAAAAAGGGAAUACCCAGAUGGCACAGUUAAAACUGUUUACCCGGAUGGUCGACAGGAAACCAGAUACUCCAAUGGUAGAAUCCGUGUAAAGGACAGAGAUGGGAAUGUUAUUGUUGACAGACGAUGUUGAUGAUACAUGACAUAACAUAAAAUAAGCAGCAUUACAGAAUAUUUUAUCACACAAAACAAUUAAAUAUUAUAAAAUAUUUUAUCAUACAAAAUAUUCUUGACAGUGUUAACUGCCAUUGUCCUCGAGCCAUUAAUUUAUUUUCGUAUUUUUAAUUUUAUAAAAAAGCUGUGUAUAUUUUGAAAAUUUGAAUAGAUUAGUAAAUGAAUAGAUUUAUAAAAUCUUUAUUUAGUUAGCAUAGAAUAGUUAAUUUAGCUGAAAAACAUCCAAUCAAAAAAAUCUAUGUAAAUUUACGCCAUUCCAUCAAAUAGCCUUUAUUCUGACUAGUAGUAAAGAUUGAUGUAUACUAUCAAUUGAAUGGCAUCUUUCCAAUCAGCUGAAUACUGUAAACACACACAUAUAUAUACAUAUAUAUAUAUAAAGUUACCCUAGAUCUGUUCCUACCAAUUUAUUUAUUGAAAUUUGAAAUAUCUGCUUGAAACAUGUAAUAUUGUCAUGUAUGAUCUGCAUAUAUUUUUAAAAACCAGAGUCUUUCAAACUUUGAAAUGUUGUAAAUAUACAAUUGAUAAAUGUCUAAUUUCUCAAUACACUGGCAUUGCUGUUACAGUUGUAAUUGGUUCACAUGUAUUUUCUCAUUAUACUGCCAUUACUGUAACAUGUAUUUUUUCCAUUAUACAUGCAUUGCUGUAACAGUUUCAAUUGGAACAUGUGUAAUAUCUCAUUAUACUGGCAUUGCUUUAAUAGUUGUAAUUGGCACAUGGUCGUUUUCUCACUUGCUGUUACUGUAAUAAUUAGCACAUGUGCAUUUUGUCAUUUGAUGCAACUGUUGUAAUUGACUCGUGUGGUUUUUUUUUCACUUGUGCUUACUGUUGCCAUUUUCUCAGGAACACAGUAUAAAAGAAGGCAGCCAUUUACCUGUAUAUACAUCCACAUGUAUAUAAAAAUGUCACUAAGUGCCUGUCUAUUUUAAUUUGUUCCUAUAUUUUGGUGCUACUUCAUGUUUACCUAAGUUACAUAUUAUUUAUUAUCAUUUCUCAUCUGAGCAUUCAAAUAUUUUUUGUAGAAGAGGCAUAUUUUAUUUUUAGAUAUUUUGUUAAAUAUGUUUGUAUCAAUGUUGUUGAAAGGUGAAAUGAGACAUAGCAUGUGUUAGCUUUAUGAAUUCAAAUACUAAGGUAGAAAAUGUUUAAUAAGAUUUAGGUUAUUUAUAGACACUGUUAUUUUUUAUACCUCUAUUUUCUCAGAGGAUUCAGUUCCCAGUGGUAUUUAUGUUGUCUGCUGUAUCAUCAAAUAUUUUUGGUUGUUAAUCUUUUUAUGUCUUAUUUUUUCUACCCUUGUCUCUUUUGCAAAUAACUGUGGAUUCAUUAAUUUUCGUAGGUACCAAUUUUCGUGGGAACCAAUUUUCAUGGAUUAAAGAAAACUUACAUGUACCUGGAUAUUUAAUUAAGAGGUCUUGAUCCAACUUGCAUACAAGUGUACUGGAAAUUUGUCAUUCUUUGAACAACUAAUCCUGUACCCAGGAAAUCCAUGAAAAUCGAUAUCCAACAAAUAACAAUGAAUCCACAGUAUAUGCAUUUCUUGUUAAAAGGAAUACAGGGUACAAAUAAACCAUAUUGAUUGAAAAUGAAACCACAAAGUGUAUGUAAUGAUAAGAAUACAUUUUUAUACGACCGCAAAUUUUGAAAAAAUUUUCGUCGUAUAUUGCUAUCACGUUGGCGUCGUCGUCGUCGUCGUCGUCGUCGUCGUCGUCGUCCGAAUACUUUUAGUUUUCGCACUCUAACUUUAGUAAAAGUGAAUAGAAAUCUAUGAAAUUUUAACACAAGGUUUAUGACCAUAAAAGGAAGGCUGGUAUUGAUUUUGGGAGUUUUGGUCCCAACAUUUUAGGAAUUAGGGGCCAAAAAGGGCCCAAAUAAGCAUUUUCUUGGUUUUCGUACUAUAACUUUAGUUUAAGUUAAUAGAAAUCUAUGAAAUUUUGACACAAGGUUUAUGACCACAAAAGAAAGGUUGGGAUUGAUUUUGGGAGUUUUGGUUUCAACAGUUUAGGAAUUAGGGGCCAAAAAAGGGCCCAAAUAAGCAUUAUUCUUGGUUUUCGCACAAUAACUUUAGUUAAAGUCAAUAGAAAUCAAUGAAAUUUAAACACAAUGUUUAUGACCACAAAAGGAAGGUUGGUAUUGAUUUUGGGAGUUUCGGUCCCAACAGUUUAGGAAUUAGGGGCCAAUAGGGACCCAAAUAAGCAUUUUUCUUGGUUUUCGCACCAUAGCGUUAGUAUAGGUAAAUAGAAAUCUAUGAAUUUAAACACAAGGUUUAUGACUAUAAAAGGAAGGUUGGUAUUGAUUUUGGGAGUUUGGUCCCAACAGUUAAGGAAAAAGGGGCCCAAAGGGUCCAAAAUUAAACUUUGUUUGAUUUCAUCAAAAUUGAAUAAUUGGGGUUCUUUAAUAUGCCGAAUCUAACUGAGUAUGUAGAUUCUUAAUUUUUGGUCCCGUUUUCAAAUUGGUCUACAUUAAGGUCCAAAGGGUCCAAAAUUAAACUUAGUUUGAUUUUAACAAAAAUUGAAACCUUGGGGUUUUUUGAUAUGCUGAAUCUAAAAAUGUACUUAGAUUUUUGAUUAUUGGCCCAGUUUUCAAGUUGGCCCAAAUCGAGGUCCAAAAUUAAACAUUGUUUGAUUUCAUCAAAAGUUGAAUAAUUGGGGUUCUUUGAUAUGCCUAAUCUAACUGUGUAUGUAGAUUCUUAAUUUUUGGUCCAGUUUUAAAAUUGGUCUUAAUUAAAGUGCAAAGGGUCCAAAAUUAAACUAAGUUUGAUUUUAACAAAAAUUAAAUUCUUGGGCCUCUUUGAUAUGCUGAAUCUAAACAUGUACUUAGAUUUUUGAUUAUGGGCCCAGUUUUCAAGUUGGUCCUAAUCCGGAUCUAAAAUUAUUAUAUUAAGUAUUGUGCAAUAGCAAGUCUUUUCAAUUGCACAGUAUUGUGCAAUGGCAAGAAAUAUCUAAUUUCACAAUAUUGUGAAAUAGCAAAUUUUUUUUUAAUUAAGAGUUAUCUUUCUUUGUCCAGUAUAGUAAGCAAGAAAUAUCUGCAAGAAUUUUUUUUAAUUGGAGUUAUCUUUCUUUGUCCAGAAUCAACUUAAAUCUUUGUUAUAUACAAUAUACAAUGUAUAUUCACUUUUUACUACCAACUGAUAAAUUUAAAUAAUCUUUACCAUUCAUUGAUAACAAGCAGUUUUUUUACAUCUUAAUAUUUUAUGAUGUAUUUAAAUGAGUAGUAAUUGUUGCAAACUCCAUUAGAAUAUUUCAAUUGAAAUUAGUUUUGGAAUAAGGGAAAGGGGGAUGUGAUUAAAAAAUUGGGUUCAAUUUUUCUCAUUUGAAAUUUCAUAAAUAAAAAGAAAAUUUCUUCAAACAUUUUUUUGAGAGGAUUAAUAUUCAACAGCAUAGUGAAUUGCUCUAAGAGAAAACAAAAAUUUUAAGUUCAUUUGAAUACAUUCAUUCUGUGUCAGAAACCUAUGCUGUGUCAACUAUUUAAUCACAAUCCAAAUUUAGAGCGGAAUCCAGCUUGAAUGUUGUGUCCAUACUUGCCCUAACCGUUCAGGGUUCAACCUCUGCGGUCGUAUAAAGCUACGCCCUGCGGAGCAUCUGGUUGUAUCUGAAAGAAAUUAAUUAAAACAAUAUUGCAUACUGAAUUUAGUCAAAAUGAUUUACAUUUACACAUUAGCCUCAAAUCGGAACUGUGUCAAAUUGCCUAAUGCUUUGUGUUUUUUUUUUCUUUUUUCUUAACAGAUGACUUUAAAUAAGAAAACAAAUUUGUCUAAAUUUGCUUUUUUUUGGCUAGAUUCUCAUGUUGAUAGAAGUUUUCAUUUGUCUUUUAAGGUUGUAUCUAAUUUCUGAUGUGAACUGUUACAUUAACAUUUCCAUAUUAGAUUUUCUGUUUAUGUUUUGUCCAUAGAAUUGUAUGAAUAAAUUAACAAUAUUAAAAGACCACCUCUGAAUAAUUUGUUAUAAUUUGUUGUAUGAAUAGUUCUGAUGAGUCUUCUACUUAUUAACAUUUCCAUAUUAGAUUUUCUGUUUAUGCUUUGUCCAUAGAAUUGAAUGAAUAAAUUAACAAUAUUAAAAGACCACCUCUGAAUAAUUUGUUAUAAUUUGUUGUAUGAAUAGUUCUGAUGAGUCUUCUACUUAUUAAAGUUGAAACAUUUUUUGUUUAUUUGAAAUGCUAUGAAGAAUUUAAAAAAAAAGCAAAGUUCUUAUCAAACAUAAGGGAGAGUUUGAAAAUGUUACUGAAUUUCUUAAUCUGAGAGUUUUUUGUCAACUUUUGCUGAAAAAUAUUUCUUUUGCACACCAUAGUUGAAUGUUGAACACAUUAGCAAAUUAAUUAAAAUCAAUUUAUUUCAAAAUUACUGUACUAAAAUUGUAAACUAAGAGAAGUUUUUUCACAUGGUUCCACUUGUUUUAUUGUUUAUCAUAUAAUUAUUGUAGAUCUGGCAUUUUUCAGUAUUUAUUGUUUUAAUGUAUUUUGUUUGACAUAAUUAGUAUUUUUAAGAGAUGUUGAAUUAGUAUUAGAUGUACAGAAAUUGUAGUUCUUUUAGUGCUUAAGAU
Mytilus trossulus (common blue mussel) is the source of this 10134-nucleotide messenger RNA. RefSeq names its product centromere protein J-like. The transcript has 25 exons. The coding region runs from base 165 to 5564 and encodes 1799 amino acids. The record is from RefSeq and is a predicted model, not a curated record. Gene Ontology annotation, molecular function: tubulin binding. Gene Ontology annotation, cellular component: centriole; centrosome. Lineage: Eukaryota; Metazoa; Mollusca; Bivalvia; Mytilida; Mytilidae. Gene Ontology annotation, biological process: centriole elongation; cilium assembly.